Austrofundulus limnaeus is the source of this 1722-nucleotide messenger RNA. RefSeq names its product DDB1- and CUL4-associated factor 6. Gene Ontology annotation, molecular function: protein binding. Gene Ontology annotation, cellular component: Cul4-RING E3 ubiquitin ligase complex; cytoplasm. The record is from RefSeq and is a predicted model, not a curated record. Gene Ontology annotation, biological process: positive regulation of transcription by RNA polymerase II. Lineage: Eukaryota; Metazoa; Chordata; Actinopteri; Cyprinodontiformes; Rivulidae.
AUUCUCCUUCAUCUGUGGUGAACAAACAGCUGGGAUCAAUGACUCUGGAUGAGCAGCAGGGAGCUGAAUCUGCUGGUUCGCCUCCCGAUGAGUCCGUUCCUGCAGCAGCCAUCGCCGAUCCUCCCCCUCCCCCUACCACAACCUCCACCCCCCGACCCAGCACAGCAGAACCCAUCCUCAGCCUGCACUACAGCUCCGAGGGAACCACCACCAGCACCAUCAAGCUGGACUUUACUGAUGAGUGGAGCAGCAGCACGUCCAGCUCUCUGGGCAGCGGAGGCUCUAAAACCUCGGAGGCUGUGGCUGCACAGAGCAGAGAGAGUGCGUCUGCAGAGAGUUCGGUGUCAGAACAGGCUCCCUGUGAGUCCUCGGGGCAGCAGACUCUGCCAGCGGCCGCUACGGAGCAUCCGGGUGACGCCACAUCCUCCAGCUCCGCCAAUCAGGCGGGGGUCUCGUCUGAGGGGGACGGCGUGACGUCUUCACCGCGGGAGAGGAGUCAACCGGAGGGUUCGGAGGACACGUCCAGGAGCUGCAGGAGAGCAGAACCUGCUGGAGAGGAAAGUCAGAGUCAGCCGGCGCCGAGCAACCAGGACUCUGAUGACAGCGARGAUGAUCCAAUCCUGAUCCCACCAACCAGGUUCAGAGGACAGGGACAGAGAUUUAAUUCCAGGGGAUCUGCUGUAGGAGAUAGGAUGAUCAGACGCUCAGCAGCAGCUCGUAUCCAGGAGUUGUUCCGCAGGAGAAAAGAAAGGAGGGAGAUGGAGGAGAGCGAAACCCAGAACAUCAGGAGACCUUCGGUCAAAAUGGUUUACAAAGGCCAUCGUAACUCCAGAACAAUGAUAAAAGAGUCGUGUUUCUGGGGCAACAACUUCGUGAUGAGCGGCUCCGACUGCGGUCACAUAUUUAUCUGGGACAGGCACACGGCAGAGCACCUGAUGCUGCUCGAAGCCGACAACCACGUGGUCAACUGUCUGCAGCCGCACCCGUACGACCCCAUUCUGGCCUCUUCGGGGAUCGACUAUGAUAUCAAGAUUUGGUCACCGCUGGAACAGUUACCGUCUUUUAAUAGAGUCCUUGCUGAUGAGGUAAUAACCCGAAAUGAGCUAAUGCUGGAAGAAACCAGAAAUACAAUCACAGUCCCGGCCUCCUUCAUGCUCCGAAUGUUGGCCUCCCUCAAUCACAUCAGAUCAGACCGGCUGGAGGGCGAUCGCUCUGAGGGCUCCGGCCAGGAAAACGACGAUGAGCAGUAACCAGACUGUAUUUCAAAACAAGCCCUUUUUCUUCUUGCUGUAAAGCACUUAAAAACAGAUUUGUACUAGUGUAGAAUACUUCCUUUUGAAUAUUAGUGUAAUUUUUAGGCCCCUUGGUUUUUUUUAAAGAUACCUUUUCUUACUUCUGUUUCUGGAUGAGGAUAAAGUACAUCAGAGUGAGUGAGGAAAAAUGGUGUGAAAGGGUGUUUAAGUGCAAUAUUGUUUCUGUUUUGGAGACGGUCAGCUUCGGUCAGUGUUAAUGUUUGACUUUUUUUUUUUUUUGAACUUGUAGCAGAGAAAUGUUGAUGUGCUGCUGCAGGUUURACGCAUGUGAAUACAGACUUAAGAAAAAAAAACACAGACGCUUUAAUUUUGUUUGAUGGAAAAAAAAGUAACAAAGCUGUGGUUCUUCUCUCGAGUCUGUUUUAUAGAAUUUAAAAGAAAAACAAUAAAUUUAAACUAUGAAAACCAA